GACCAAUGAAACCAAAGCAGAGGCUCGGCGUAUAACAGCGAAGAUUGACGUGGAGGACGCGUCAAAUUAAUUCCAGCAAACUCCGGACUUCCCGGGAUCACUCCAAUUUGCUUUUAUCGGAUGAAGAUCACGUUGGUGCCACUGUACCUCACAGCAGUCACUCGCUUCUAAAAAAAAAAAAAAAAAGAAAGAAAGAAAGAAAGAAGAAGAGGAAGAAGCAGAAGAAGGGGGCGCGCUACACUCGCCGGAGAAUUUUUAAGAGGUCCCUUUUUCCUCUUCUGGGGCUCAUUCCUCCCGUUCCCCUUCCUUCUCCUGCUUUCGCUCGGACGCGUUCAGCCAUUUGAAGGGGCACCUAUAUGUCCCAGCAUCACGACACAUAUAGGCAAAUGGAGCAAACCUAUGGAGAGGUGAACCAGUUAGGCGGCGUGUUCGUCAAUGGGCGACCCCUGCCCAACGCCAUACGGUUAAGAAUAGUGGAGCUGGCUCAGCUCGGGAUCAGGCCCUGUGAUAUAAGCCGACAGCUGAGAGUCUCCCACGGCUGCGUGAGCAAGAUUUUGGCGAGGUACAACGAGACGGGCUCCAUCUUACCCGGUGCCAUCGGUGGGAGCAAACCGCGGGUCACGACGCCUAACGUGGUGAAGAAUAUCAGGGAAUACAAACAAAGCGACCCCGGCAUCUUUGCCUGGGAGAUCCGGGACAGACUUUUGGCAGACGGAGUUUGUGACAAGUACAACGUCCCGUCGGUUAGCUCGAUCAGCAGGAUUUUACGCAACAAGAUUGGAAAUCUCUCCCAGCCUAACCAGUACGAGAGCGGCAAGCAAGCGUCCGCGCAGGCCGGCCUCUCCUACAACCACAUAUACCCUUAUUCCUACCCCAACACCAUGUCGCCCACUGGCACUAAAAUGGGCAGCCCUCCUGGAGUACCGGUGACGGCUGGACAUAUGAGCUUAUCCAGGGCAUGGCCGUCUGCGCACACCGUCAGCAACAUCCUCGGUAUACGAGCCUUCAUGGAUCCUGCAGCCAUCGCUGGGGCGGACGGAUACCCACCAAAAAUGGAGGAAUGGAGCAGCGUCAACAGAGCAGCUUUCCCCGCGGCUCACGCGGUCAACGGGAUCGACAAGUCAGCCCUCGAGGCCGACAUAAAAUACGCACAGCCCUCCUCCACGCUGUCCGGUUACGUCUCGGCGUGCGCCUACUCUCCCACCAACCAGUACGGGGUGUACAGCGGGCCAGCGGGCGGCUACGUGGCCCCGGGACACCACCACUGGCAGCCGCAGAGCCCGGCCCUGUCGCACCCAGGCAGCGGGAUGGGCAUGCACGCAGGAGAGAUCCACUCGCCGAUGACCUUCAAGCAUCAGGCCCGAGAAGGAGACAGAAAGCCACCCAGUCCCCUGAGCAAGCAGCAGCAGCAGCAGCAGCAGCAGCAACAUGAAGACUUGAACAGUGUGCACGGACCCAGUCUCCAUACCUCAUCGUCAUAACCGGGAUUUACACCACCUUAAUUACCAGAUCCAUUUAAUUGAACUCAUUUCAGCAACUCCAACAGUAAGUCUGAAACACUUUACGGCUUGUGUCUCUCUCCCCCCCCGAGUGUUUGCAGCUUACAGUCAAACACAGGCCUGUCCACAUUCACUAUGAGUACAGUAUAGCUAUAUCGGCCUUGGUGGCCAUAUGAAUGUAAGCUUGCAUGGAUGUAUCGGUGCUUCCCUUCAUUGGUUGACAGUUUUGUUUUCUCCAUUGGAAUAUUUCGUCUGUGUUCUCUCCUGGAGGCUGUCAGGAGUAAACAAAAAAAAAAAAGAAAGAAAGAAAGGAAAAAAAAAGAUUUUUUUUUGUCAGUCUGAGUUUGUCGUCGAUGUUUUAUUCCUAAAACCACAGGGCUACUCUGUAAUCCGCCAUGUUAUUAUAUGAUCUGAAUUUGUGGCCAUGAUCUCUACAGUGACUCUACGAUGUGAACAAAGAGAUAAAUUGUCUAAAUGUAAAAUAUUUGCCAAAGCUUUAAUUAUAUAUUUUUAUAAUUUCCUGUAAAUAUUCAAAAAUAAAGGCUUUGUUAAACGCCA
Messenger RNA from Acanthopagrus latus (yellowfin seabream), 2057 nucleotides. It is a transcript of the gene pax1a, whose product is annotated as paired box 1a. NCBI's taxonomy places the organism in Eukaryota, Metazoa, Chordata, Actinopteri, Spariformes, Sparidae. Gene Ontology annotation, molecular function: DNA-binding transcription factor activity, RNA polymerase II-specific; RNA polymerase II cis-regulatory region sequence-specific DNA binding. Gene Ontology annotation, biological process: regulation of transcription by RNA polymerase II; anatomical structure development. The coding region runs from base 357 to 1481 and encodes 374 amino acids. The transcript is spliced from 5 exons. The record is from RefSeq and is a predicted model, not a curated record.